Molecule: messenger RNA, 984 nt
Organism: Microtus ochrogaster (prairie vole)
Lineage: Eukaryota; Metazoa; Chordata; Mammalia; Rodentia; Cricetidae
Product: vomeronasal type-1 receptor 2-like
Biological process (GO): G protein-coupled receptor signaling pathway
Cellular component (GO): membrane
Molecular function (GO): pheromone receptor activity
Source: RefSeq, a predicted model, not a curated record
GACUGCUGGCAUAUUUUGAAGUAAAUUUUGCAGAGUAACAAGAUGGAUUAUGGGAGUUUGGGAAUAGGAAUAAUAUUAUUGAUAGAGAAUACAAUUGGAAUACUGGGAAAUGCCUCUCUUCUUUCUUACUACCUAGUUAUUUUUUACAAGAAACACAAAAUAAAGCCCUUGAAUUUAAUUCUCAUGCAUCUAAUAAUGGUUAAUUUCUUGAUCAUUCUCUCUAAAGGACUGAGCAUCACAAUGACAACUUUUGGGUUAAAACUUUUCUUCAAUGACUGGAGCUAUCAACUUUUUUUGUAUGCACUAAAAGUUUUCAGAAGCAUGUCUAUUGCCACCAUCUGUCUCUUGAGUGUCUUCCAGGCCAUCAUUAUCAGCCCUAGACACUCCUGCUGGAGCAAUCUUAGAGUCAAAUCUCCCAAGGACAUUGGUCUCUACAUUUCUCUCUGCUGGAUCUUGUACAUCAUGGUAAAUGUUCUUUUCCCUUUGUACAUGUCCAUAAAAUUGAGAAGGAAAAACAUAACAAAAGGGACAGAUUUUGAACCCUAUACUGUUGCAGGUCAUGACAAAGUCACAGUCUCUUUAUAUAUAGCUUUCUUUGUGUUUCCUGAACUUCUACUUUCUGUCCUCAUCACCUGGUCCAGUAGCUCAAUGGUUAUCCUUUUGUACAGGCAUAGGCAGCGAGUUCAACACAUCCGCAGCACUUAUGCUUUCCAAAGUAGCUCUCCUGAGUCCAGAGCCACCCAGAACAUCCUUGCCCUAGCAUUCACCUUUGUGGCUCUUUAUACCCUCUCUACCAUCACACAUGGUUGCAGUGCUAUAUUGUCUGGUCAAAAUUGGUGGCUAAUGAGGAUCACAAACAUUAUAACUUUGUUUUUUCCUACUUUGAGCCCCUUUAUACUUAUGAGUCAAUCUUCCCCUCUCUCAGGACUCUUCUUUCUUUGGAUAAAGGAUAAAGAAUCUUCUAAUGUUAUUUUAACUAUUUAA